Medicago truncatula (barrel medic) is the source of this 327-nucleotide messenger RNA. Its product is annotated as monothiol glutaredoxin-S6. The record is from RefSeq and is a predicted model, not a curated record. Lineage: Eukaryota; Viridiplantae; Streptophyta; Magnoliopsida; Fabales; Fabaceae. The coding region runs from base 1 to 327 and encodes 108 amino acids. The transcript has a single exon.
AUGUAUAUAGUAGCAGCAUUGAUAGCUGAUAAGCCAGUGGUGAUAUUUAGCAAGAGCAGUUGUUGCAUGGGGGAUUCUGUGAAAGCUCUGAUAAGAAGCUUUGGUGCCAACUCUACAGUUAUUGAGAUUGACAAAAUGGUAAAUGGUGAGAAAAUAGAAAGUGCAUUGGUUCAGCUUGGUUGUCGACCAAGUGUGCCAGCUGUGUUUAUAGGACAACAAUUUGUAGGUGGUGUUAAUCAAGUCAUAAGCCUCAAUGUCCAAAAUAAGCUUGCUCAGUUGCUUUUGAAGGCUAGACCUAUUUUUAUUUGGGGUCCAAUAAGUCGAUAG